AUGGCGACAGAAGGCGGGGAUUUAUUCUCCUCCAUCAACCUGGACAAACUGGGCAGAAUCGAGGCAGAAAUCAACGGAGACCCAGAGUUCAAAGCAUCUGCGGCCAAGGUGGACAAUGUCCGAUUUGGAAUCUGCUCUUCAAAUGCUGGCGACAAGCUGCUCUUUAGCAUCAAUCUGGGGAAUGUGACAGUACAGGAUGGCUCAGCGGCUGAGUGGACGCCUCAAUUUGGGCUCUACGCACAAUCGGAACACUGGCAGCACGUUUUUGCUGCUGUACCCAAGCGCCCUUUUCAGUCAUACUGGGGGAUGCUCCGGCUGCUGGGCUCAAGCUCUGGUGUCGAGGUCAGUGGCGACAAGGAAGCCUUCACCAAACAUGCGCGGCUGUGGAGGAUCGUGUUGGACCGGAUCCGGGACACAUUGCACCCUCCGCCGGCCGCGUCGACUGUGGCUGAAUAUACCCCAGAUGACGAGUGCGACGACGACUCCAUCGUUGGUCAUUAUACCUGGCUCACGUUGACGCCGGUGGGGAAGUGCAAGAUCUUCUACGAGAUCUCAGGCCACGGCGAGCAAACCGUCCUCUUCCUCCACACCGCAGGGGCCGACUCGCGGCAGUAUCACUCGCUCAUGCUCAACAAAGCCCUUCAAAGCCGAUGUACCAUGUACGCCUUUGAUCUGCCGGGCCACGGGCGCUCGUUCCCCGGUACGCUGCAAUACCCUCACUCGUACGCGAACAGCGAGGACUUUUACAUCUCGGCAAUCCACCAAAUGAUUUUGAAACUCAAGCUCAAACGAGUCAUUGUCUCCGGCGCCAGUAUGGGCGGUGAGGUUUGUCUAGCGGUGGCGCUGCGGGCCAAGGAGAUGGACGUCCGGGGCGUGAUCCCCUGCGAAGCAUGCGACUACCUGCCCGCGCAGCAGGCGGCGGCCAUCUACUCGCUGCAGGGCGACGAGGCGGUGCUCAACGCGGAGCGCGUGUGUGGCAUGAUCUCGCCCACCUCGCCGGCCAUCUACAAGCGGCUGAACUGGUGGUUGUACUCGGCGCAGGCCUCGCAGAUUUUUCCGGGCGACCUCAAGUUCUACUUUGAGGGGUGGGACGGCCGCGACCGCAUGGCGCAGAUCGACACGGCCGCCUGCCCCGUGUACAUGCUGACGGGUGAGUACGACUACAGCUGCUCGCCCGAGACGAGCCGGCGCACGGCCGACAAGAUCCAGGGCGCCGUGUUCGAGGAGAUGAAGGGGCUAGGCCACUUUCCCUUUAGCGAGGACCCGGAGCGUUUCCUGCCCUAUUUCACCAGGGCGCUGGAUCACAUUCUGGCAAAAGGGACGUGA
Fonsecaea nubica is the source of this 1326-nucleotide messenger RNA. RefSeq lists its product as hypothetical. The record is from RefSeq and is a predicted model, not a curated record. The transcript has a single exon. NCBI's taxonomy places the organism in Eukaryota, Fungi, Ascomycota, Eurotiomycetes, Chaetothyriales, Herpotrichiellaceae. The coding region runs from base 1 to 1326 and encodes 441 amino acids.